Molecule: messenger RNA, 5639 nt
Organism: Poecilia reticulata (guppy)
Lineage: Eukaryota; Metazoa; Chordata; Actinopteri; Cyprinodontiformes; Poeciliidae
Source: RefSeq, a predicted model, not a curated record
GAUAGUCCUUAUCAGUGGCAGAAGAUCCUUCUAUAGUGUAUUUUCUGUCCUGCCCUAUCAAGAUUGUAGCCAAGCAGGGUAUGUAUCAGACGGCAUGCCGUACUUUUUAUGACUCCGCCCACCCUGUGCUCCCUCUUUCUUUUUUUCCCCCCCAUACUUCUCCUUUGUCGACACGCUCUCCCUUCACAGCUUGAUUUUGGCCGAUGCAUUUUAUUUUUUUUAUCAUGAUGGUGUCAUAAAUACAAAGUGGGCUGAAAAAUGGCUUUAAGAGCUUAAUUGUGUGCAUACAUGUGUAAGUAUUAAUAGACUCGAUUAGCUUUUCUGCUUGUUGCCUCUGUUGCUUUUUGUCAUAAUUGCUCUGGUGGCUUGUGGGCACUCAUCCUUUCCCCCCCACACAUUAUUUUUGUCCAUAACUGGCUUUGCUGUCCAUCCUGUUUACCAUUCCUGUGGUAAUAGCUCCUCUUAGAUGUAGUCCUUUUAAGCCUGAAACAAUAAUACUGCAUUAUUAGUGGGCUUAAUUCUAAGCCAUGCUUUUUUGUUUCUUCGCUACCAAUUUUACAGAUCGCCGCUGCAUAGAAGAGCUGAUUUCUAUCUAACACAUUUCUGUUUUUAGAAUUCAAUAUAAAGAGGUUCUACCUGGUUUGCAUAGAGAUCAGCUGUAUUGCAAAACUGGCUCUGACCCCUAUCUGGUGACACGGUUUAGAGGAAGCGGAAAGGGAAACAGGGCAGGUAAACAACCGAGAAUACAAUGCACAGAAAGAAAAGCUCCAUGCUGAGGUUUAGCGCAGAGCACAACAGGCUCAGAGUAUUUGUGGAAUGUCCUAAGCCAACCAGUCAGUGCAAGGUCAAAGGUUAAUAAGCCCCCUGUGCUCUGUCAGUGUGCACAUUUGGCUGCGUUUUGAGGCACACGGGCAGUUUUCAGUUGGACGUCUGCUGCUUGUUUUGUGCUGAACAGAAUUGCAUCAGACAACUCGGUUGAAACUGUUGAUUGAGAUUUAACACCAACCUAUCUUCUCUGAGUAUUUGCUUUCAUGUUGUGGUAAAAAUGAACUCCAAAAAGAGCUCUACUGAAGAUCAGCAUGUCCUCCUCACAUUUUGUAAUUAAGUUCUUACCAUAAAUUUGAUUAUUUUAUUCACCCUUUCCGUUUAAGCUUGCAUCUGUGUAUCAUAGAAGAGUCGUAUUGAAAUCAACGAUUUGUGCGCUAAGUUUAGCGGCUUGAAAAGUCUGUUGUACUGACAUAAUUUCUGCUAGUUUAGAAAAAAUCUUUAUGCUAACUAGACUUGUACCUUUCUCUCUGCCUGAGUCAAAAAAAAUUAUAUUUUAGCUAUUAAACAGUUGAAAUUAUUGCCUCUUAAAAGCAUGUCUUUAAAUAUAGUUACUUAGUCUUUUGCAGGUAAACUUCUAAAGUUCUGGUUACAAAAAUCUACUUGUUCUUGUGGUCAAAAGACAGACGGUGCUAGAAGAACAAGAGCUGUCUCUGGCUUUUUGUUCAUGGUAACAUGAACUGCCCCUCCCCAACACUUUGCUGCAUACUGUUGGUCAGCUGGCUGAAAAAGAGCUUCUAAACUUUUCCUUCUCUUACAGCAACAUAACCAUUUCAAAAUCAACUGUUUACAUGAACAGUCAAUUAAAUUAUAGCUAAAAUUACAGCCGUAAGACUACUUUGCUAUAUAAUUUUAGCAUUGCCUUUCUGCUAGUAGAUCAUGUUAUACAUUUUGAUUACAUUUUUUUAGAUCAAUGCUAUGAAAGGUAGUAUUUUAAGUUUUCUAUCUAAGGAAGGCCAGACCAUUUCACCAAGUCAUUGACUUGGCCACAACUCCGUACUGGCAGAGUUUACAACCCCCUGCUUAGAUGAGAUAGGUUGCUUGUAACGGUCUGCAUUUGUGGAAAAUGAUGGCAGAACAACAUACAAAACUGAACUGAACUGAGCGCCUUAGAUCAAGAGUCUAUCUGUUCUUAUAAGAAAAUGACGAAUAAAUAAAGAUCAAGUUUUAAGUUUAGCUGAAGGGAGUCAAAUAUUUAUGUUUAACGGGAGUAUGAAACCACAUAUUCUGCAUCAUGUUUUCAUGCUCUGGGUCAUUGGGUUAUGAUGUUGGUUGUGGGCUGUGGUGGAAAUAUAAUCCUAUGUAAAAGCCUUAAGCUUGUUCAGAUGUUGGCAAAAACGCUCUUACAGGUAAAGUUGAAGAAGCUCAAAUCUCCUGUAAUUGGGGGCUUGUGACCACUCUAUAUGUUAGAGUUUCUUUAGAUUGUAAAGUGUUUAUUGAAAUGUCUAACAGCUUGAGAUUGUUAUUACAUUUCUUGUGAUUUCGUGACACGAUAAGAACUGAAACACUAACAAACAGAUUACAUAAAGCCUGAGAUUCGUGCAUGUUGCUGAAUAACAUUUCCUUCUCAUUUAUUCAUUGUUCAUUCUCAGGUUAACACAGGAGAAACUUUUCUGUCUUUGUCCUUUAAAUGUUGUUCUUGCUUGUAUCCAUUAAUCUUUUUCCACACUUUUUUUAAUUAUUUGGUUAAAGCUGCCAUGCUGCAUUGGGAUCUCCUUUCCUGCGACGUGUCAACAUUGUGUCUUGCCCUGCUUGUCUGCCUGAUAACAGUUUUUAUUGCGACUGAUUAGAUGCCGCGUGUCGCCAAAACACAGGAUUUAUGUGUGUGCAUAUGGAUACAGAGUUAAACAGAAAGCAAGACUGAACCAGGGACGAUAAGGGGUCAGAAAACAAACAGGACAGUGUUAGCACGUCUCUUUGGCUGCCGGAGUGCAUUUGUGCUUAACAUUAGCAAAAAAUUAAUUUGGCCGUAGGCAUGGGUUGUUUGUUUGCUUUGGAUACCAAAAGUAGGAAUGAUUCAUUGCCUAGUUACGAAGCUAUUUAUUAUUAGUUUGUAAUCUAACAACUUACUUGGAAAUAACAAAAAAUAUACUUAUUGAAAAAAAACUGCAGUUGCUUUUCUAUAAAUGGUUAAUUAUUUUAAGCCCAGCAAAAAAAAAAAUCUGUUCUAUCGGCGUGUGGCCGUAAAACAGGUAUUUACAAACAUCGGUAUGGGUAUUGCGUGUUGUGUGCAAUCUUUUCACAGAAAUAUUUAGCUUAUUCAGCAUGUGUAUAGUCUCAACCUGCCCACACGUUGCCCCACUGACACACAUUUGGCUCUGCAGCCAUCUGUUUUAGGACACACUCCCACAUCAGUAUGGCAUCUCGGGCUUGGGUGAGGCAGCAGCUGACAGAGUUUGGCUCAGUUUUCUCCUCCAUCCUGCCUCCCCAGGGCACAAUUUAUUUAAGAGUGCUCCGAGAAGCUCCUGAAAACACGAGCCGUUAACAGAAACUAGGCCGGCCGAUGAGCGCAGAUCGAUACCGGGUCUGUAUGUGUAAAGCGGAACGCGAGUGUGUAAGGAAGAUGAGACGGAGCAGGGCUAAAACAGGAGGGAGGGAGCGUGGGGGUUGGACAAAGCUGCAGCACGAUUUGUUUGGUUUGAGCUCUAAAACUCUUGUGCUCACUAGGGACAUAAGGGCGGAAGGGCGUCAGCGUCACCCGUCAGGAGGCGUAAGUGCCAAGGAAAUGGUGAUUGGACUGGAGGGAGUGGAGUUGGGAGCAGAUGGAAAGACCGUUUCGUACACCCAGUUCCUGUAUCCCACCAACGUUCUGGGCGGUCGAAGGAACACCAUUGACUCCACCUCGUCCUUCUCUCAGUCUCGGAACGCGAGCCACCGCAGCCUCAGCCUGGGCAGAGCCAACAGCAACCAGAGCAGCUUGGACACAGGGAACGACUUCGGAGACUUUCGCGAGUAUGACCCCAACCUGCUGGAUGACCCGCAGUGGCCCUGUGGAAAGCACAAGAGAGUGCUCAUCUUUCCCUCUUACAUGACUACGGUCAUCGAAUACGUCAAGCCCUUUGACCUGAAGAAGGACAUGAACGAGACCUUCAAGGAGAAAUUCCCCCACAUUCGUCUCACUCUAAGCAAGAUACGGAGCUUGAAAAGAGAGAUAAAAAAACUGGCCCAGAAUGAAUGCGGGUACGAGGAGCCGACUGUGGCCAUGGCUUUCGUCUACUUCGAAAAACUCGUUCUUCAAGGCAAGCUGAACAAACAAAACCGCAAACUCUGCGCUGGAGCCUGCGUCCUCCUGGCAGCCAAGAUCGGCGGUGAUCUUAAGAAGCACGAGGUCAAGCUUCUUAUUGAUAAACUGGAGGAGCGAUUCCGGGUGAACCGCAGAGAGCUGAUAGCGUUCGAGUUUCCCGUCUUGGUAGCACUGGAGUUCAACCUGCACCUGCCUGAACACGAGAUCAUGCCUCACUACAGACGCYUGCUGCAGACCUCUUAGCAUUGGUAAACCAUCAGGAGGACAGCAGCUGGGUUCUCCUGAUCCGCCUGCCCCCCAACCCUCUAGGAUUCAUCCUUCUCCUCCUUGUGACCACUACAGAUGAAGCCCUUCUAUUCUCUCAUUUCACUAUGAUUCGCCAAAAAGACUCUCAUUUUUAUUUUUUGAUAUUUACUAUCACUACAUGGAGCUCUUACCGGUUUGUAUCUCACCUGCUUUACUUCAAGUACAUUUUCUCUUGUUGAUUAGGAGAACAUUUUUUUUUUGCUUCUUCAUAAAUCUUGUCUUACCUCUUCAGCUGCAUUAAAAUAUCAAACAAAAGCCUUUUUUUUUUUUAAAGCUGCUGUUUCUAGCAGGACUGUUAUUCCUCGGGAGUGACUCAUCUUUUUGCAAGUGUUUGUAAUGAAAGUGCACUUUUUGGCAUACCACAAGAUUUUCUUACCCAUCUCGGGAACUAACCCAGAAGAACAAUAAGCUAAACAUGUGUAAUUUAAUUGGACCUUUGAUCCUGUCAGAACACUUUCUAGYCAGAGAAAUCUGCAUGGACAUUUCUUAGUAUUUGUACACGGGCAAAGAAGAUGYGGCCUCCUUUCCGUUCAGAUCGUUUUCUACCACUUAAAUGUUUGCUACGGACUCCCUGAGGCCAGACACGCUUUUAUCAGUGUCAGAUUUCCUGUGCUCUAUGUUAGAGUGUAUUGCUGGCACAUUUAUGGUGCUUUGUUGCGGGAGCUGUUAACGCGUGCUAAAAAUGCCAUUAACCAGCAGACGGCGCUGGCAGUGGUGUGCUCGGACGUCGAGGUGGGGGGGGAGAAGCGUUAUGAUGCAAAUAUAUCUUCUCUGCUGAAGUGUCCUUGARCAAGACACCGGGGUUCCUACAGGCAAAAAGAGCCRUUUGUUUUUAGCCCGCUGAUGACCUCUGUGAGGAAUCCGUUUAAAACGAGGGUCCAGGCAGGGAGCGCGGAAAAGUCGGAUCAAACAUUUGCUUUAACUUGAAUGUGUUGCUUUAAAACGUGCAAUUUCUUAAUCUUUUUUUUUAUCAACUUCAGCUGUGUAACAGUUACUUUUACUGGUCUGUUCUUAAUAAGUCUUUAAAAUGUCUCGCGCAGAUGGUGUUUUAAGGUGUAGUGAUCAUAAGAGCGAUUUUCAUCAGAGAAAGAUUGAUUGUUUUGUUUUUAAGGUAAAAGARAAAUGCUUCUUUCUGUCUGCAAGCCCAAAGAUAUUGUUGUAUGAAGCACUCAGAGUACUCUGUGAGUAAGGACUCAUGGGUGACAUGCUUAGCCUGUUUAUUCUUGUAAAUAAAAAAAUUAAUUCUUUGCUUGUUCAAUCCGAA